AUUACAAAAAAAGUGACGAAUAAGCAAAGAUUUAAUGUCAUCCACUAAAAAGCAGUUCUCAUCCAAACUAUCAUCAUAGAAUCACUUAUGAUAUCCCCGUUAAAGAAACGAGCCUGAAUACAAAACUCAAUUGCAUGACGGAUGGCCAACAGUUCUACAGAAAGGACACUCACAGCAAUUUGUAACUGGUAUUGCUAAAGCUCCUAAUAACUCACCUCUACAGUUUCUAACAACCACACCUAUACCCACUCGACCAGAGCUACCCAGAGUUGCAGAGGAGGCCGGAGCUAAUAUUAGCAACCAAGUCAAACUCAAACCCACCCGGAAAAAACUACAUUAUGAGACAGAAUCAGAAGCAAAAGGAGAAUGACGGCAAAGCCGUCGUGGAUGUUCCACUUCUAGCCGACUUCAAGUCGUUGGAUCACCAAAACGCACAAACUGGAGCGUCGUUCACCGGCUCCAUCUUCAACAUCUCGACGACCAUGAUCGGCGCCGGAAUUAUGUCGAUUCCGGCGACAAUGAAGGUACUGGGUAUCGUUCCUGGGUUCGUACUGAUUCUUGUGGUGGCUUUCUUCGUGGAAGUGACGGUUGAGUUCCUGUUGAGGUACACUCACUCCGGUGAGUCAAACACAUAUGCUGGUAUGGCGGCCGAGUCAUUUGGUCGCUUUGGCUCUGUGACUGUUCAGAUUUGUGUGGUCAUCACCAACCUUGGCUGCCUCAUCAUUUACUUUAUUAUUGUUGGGGAUGUGUUAUGUGGGACUGAGUCAGACGGGACAGUGCACUUGGGAGUUCUACAAGAAUGGUUUGGUGUGCACUGGUGGAAUUCUCGUGCUUAUGCACUUCUCUUCAUUGCCGUCUUUGUUAUGCUUCCUUUGGUCAUGUUAAGAAGAGUAGAUUCACUAAAGCACAGUUCAGCAGUAUCGAUCUUGUUGGCUGUGUUUUUUGUUGCUGUAAGCUCAGCAAUGGCAAUAUAUGCAUUGUUCAAAGGGAAGACUCAGAAACUGAGACUAUUUCCAGAUUUCUCUCAAGUCUCAGUUUUCGAUCUUUUCACCACCAUCCCAGUCUUUGUAACAGGUUUUGGAUUCCAUGUCAAUGUUCAUCCAAUCAGAGCUGAGCUUGGUAAGGCUUCUGAUAUGAAACCUGCUGUUAGGAUUUCCAUUGUAAUCUGCAUCGCUAUCUACUUCGCUAUUGGAUUCUUCGGCUACCUACUGUUUGGAGACUCAAUCGUGGCAGACAUGCUAGUAAAUUUUGACCAAAACUCUGAUUCAACAGUUGGACAAAUUCUCAAUGACAUUGUUCGAUUAAGCUAUGCAGUCCAUCUCCUGCUGGUUUAUCCAGUAAUGAACUUUUCUUUGAGGGUGAAUAUAGAUGAACUUCUUUUCCCAAAGAAGCCCGAUUUGGCUUCAGACACUACAAGAUUCGUAUCCAUGACUUGUGUUUUGCUUGCCCUUACAUACAUAGUGGCAAUAGCCGUUCCAAACAUUUGGUAUUUCUUUCAGUUCAUGGGUUCCACAACCAUAGUUUGCCUCUCUUUCAUUUUCCCAGGCGCUAUCAUUCUUAGGGAUGUUCAUGGAAUAUCAACAAGAGGAGAUAAGAUCAUUGCUAUUUUGGUGAUUAUAUUGGCUCUUGUGACAAGCAUAAUUGCAAUAUCCACCAAUCUGUCUGGUUCAGAAACCUAAGUCGUUUUGACGUUUCUCUUCCCUAUCAAUAUGUUAUAGUACAAAUAUACAUAUGUUAAUUCUGUGUUGCAGUUGGGUAAAGUGAAAGCAGAUUUUCAUGAAUUGGGCUUAUGUUUUUAAGAGCCAGAAAAUCUGCUCCAGUGUACUCUUACUAUUACUAAUAGUUUAGGACCACCGCUAUGACAGCUUGUGGUGAAUAGUGGGAGCUUCACAAAUUGGUCUCUGUUUUUAAUUCAAUAUGACUAAAAAUUUUCUGCAAGUUAUAUUAAUGUGAUUAUAAGAAUUUUCAGUUCCU
Ziziphus jujuba (common jujube) is the source of this 1974-nucleotide messenger RNA. RefSeq names its product amino acid transporter AVT6C-like. The transcript has 6 exons. The record is from RefSeq and is a predicted model, not a curated record. The coding region runs from base 339 to 1679 and encodes 446 amino acids. Gene Ontology annotation, biological process: amino acid transmembrane transport. Gene Ontology annotation, molecular function: amino acid transmembrane transporter activity. NCBI's taxonomy places the organism in Eukaryota, Viridiplantae, Streptophyta, Magnoliopsida, Rosales, Rhamnaceae.